This is a messenger RNA of Cajanus cajan (pigeon pea), 770 nucleotides long. RefSeq names its product octanoyltransferase. The record is from RefSeq and is a predicted model, not a curated record. Lineage: Eukaryota; Viridiplantae; Streptophyta; Magnoliopsida; Fabales; Fabaceae.
AAACUGAAUUUAAUAAAAAUGAAGAACAAUAAUCAUAGGUUGCGUUUCUGAGUUCUCAGAAGGUUUGGGUCAGUGAAGUCUUCUCCGUGAAGAAGAAGAAGAAGAAGAAGCGUUUGCGGUAAAGCAUGGAUGAAGCCGAAUUUCAACGCCUUCUCCAACUCUUCCCCGUUGUUCGUUCUCGCGAUUAUUCUGAGGAACCAGUAUCAUCAUCCAGACAACUUGAACCUGGGUCAGCACAGAAUGAAGUACUAAAAGAGUGGCAAGAUGCAUGGGAUGAAAGGGAUAAGGAUUUUGGGAAGCAAGAAAUUAAUGAAAACGGUUUAUUUUGGAGCAAGCUAAAGUCAGAGGCUGCUAGGAAGGUGGGUGCAGAAGAAGCGGAGAAAUUUUGCAAGGCAUUCCAACAAGUUCAUAAGAAACUAGUCAAUGAAGAGUUAAGUUUAGAUGCUGCUCGAAGCUUCUUAAACUCAUCCUAGAGUUCCAAAGGAUCAUGCUUUCGACAUUUCCUCGUGAUUCAACCAUCAGCCGUUGUAAUUCUUUUGUACUGUAUCAAAAUAUUUUAUAAUUUAAUAUCGGCUAUAUUUUGAAUUGUAGUUAUUUAUUAUUACUAUUGUAUUAUUAAGAACUAGCAUUCUUUUUCCCCCAAUAACCCUCCACCCCUUUUUUCUUCAUUUCAAUUGUGUGAACUUAUUGUUUUUAUUUGCCUUUAUGUCUGGAACUUGCAUCAUACUGUGGUGAUUGUGAUUGUGAUUGUAUCAGAAUCGAUUAUAUCA